Rotaria sp. Silwood1 is the source of this 486-nucleotide messenger RNA. Lineage: Eukaryota; Metazoa; Rotifera; Eurotatoria; Philodinida; Philodinidae. The record is from the annotation of a GenBank genome assembly.
AUGACCUCAUCUACCAUAUUAAAUUUAAAAACUCCAAGUCAAGAUGCUCAAGGGUGUUGGUAUGAAACACUUUCACCAGCGCAAGUGUUGACUGGUCAACAGCAACAACAGCAACCAGUAAAACCACAGAAUGAUGAACAGAUGAAACAGAAGAAAAAGUGUCGUGGUAACAGAAAAGCACAACGCCUACGUCGAAGACUUCGUCAACAAGGUUUAGAUCCAGAUACAAUUACUGAAUUAGUUAAUCAAAAAAUAAAUCCUCAACGACGACAACAACAUGAUGAAGCAAUACAAUAUAAUCGAAUUCCUCAAUCGGCACAACAUAAAAAUAAUUAUCAGGAUACUGUAAAAAUGUUAAUUAAUUCAUUAGAAGGUGCUAAGGAAAUUGUUAAAAGAUUAAAUUCAAAAGAUAAAAUUAAUUAUAUUCGUCAAUAUGCUUAUUUAAUACAUCGUCUAUUCUAUGUACAAUUACAAGAAAGUCAAUGA